Molecule: messenger RNA, 3660 nt
Organism: Hydra vulgaris (swiftwater hydra)
Lineage: Eukaryota; Metazoa; Cnidaria; Hydrozoa; Anthoathecata; Hydridae
Product: endoplasmic reticulum transmembrane helix translocase
Biological process (GO): transmembrane transport; intracellular calcium ion homeostasis
Cellular component (GO): endoplasmic reticulum membrane
Molecular function (GO): ATPase-coupled monoatomic cation transmembrane transporter activity; ATP binding; ATP hydrolysis activity
Source: RefSeq, a predicted model, not a curated record
AUUUCAAUUUUUUUUUCAAACUAAGAAUGUUAUAACAAAUAAAUAAAUUGUACUGGAAGGUUUGGGAAAUAAAAUAAUGCAACCUAGUAAAAGUUUAACAAUAAGCGACGAGGUUUCAUCUAUAGAAUAUUACAAAUAUUCCAAAGUUUUAUUUCAUGGCUAUGUUGCUCCGUUUUUAUUGAGCUAUGCUGUAUUUUUUCCGGUUUGGAUAUUCAAUGGUUUUUUUAAUUACUUUGAACUUGGCUGUGUUUUUCUUGUUGUUCUUGGUAUGAUUCAAGUUUUGGUUUGUUUGGCAUGUCAUUGGUCUGUCCAUAUUUGCGCUGCACUUACGUGCAAAAAAGUUACUCAUGUUCAGUUUGCAGAUAGAGUAAAAGUUAUUCCUACUCAAAAUAAUGGCUAUCCAGAGUUAGUUCCAAUUCAACGUGAAAAGGAUGAAAACAACAAAGAUGUAGUAUCUUUUAUAUUUCAAAGAAUUUGCUACAUAUAUGAUUUUGAAGAAAGAAAUAUGUUUUUACCAAUUACAUAUCCAAUUAGUGAGCAGUUUUCUUAUUAUCAAAAUAGCAAAGGAUACCAAGAAGAGGAGGAUGUUAAAGUUGUUCAAAGAAAGUUUGGAUAUAACAAAAUAGAAAUGAAAGUUCCUGCAUUUAUGGAAUUAUUUAAAGAAAGAGCUACAGCCCCAUUCUUUGUUUUUCAAGUAUUUUGUGUUGGGUUGUGGUGUCUAGAUGAGUACUGGUAUUAUUCUCUGUUUACAUUGUUUAUGUUGGUUACAUUUGAAGCAACUCUUGUUCAUCAGCAACAAAGAAAUAUGAAAGAAAUCGACAAUAUGGGAAGUAAAGCUUACCAAAUUCAUGUAUAUCGUUAUAGAAAAUGGAGAACUAUCUCAAGUGAAGAGUUAUUACCUGGUGAUAUUUGUUCAAUUGUUCGUUCAAAAUGUGACGUGAUGGUACCUUGUGAUAUGCUUCUGUUGCGUGGAUCUUGCAUUGUAGAUGAAUCUAUGUUAACAGGUGAAGCUGUACCACAAAUGAAAGAACCUAUCGAGUCGAAUCCAGGUAAUGAUAUAUUAAAUAUUGAGGAUCACAGCAAACUUCAUAUACUGAGUGGAGGAACCAAAGUUGUCAAUCAUACUCCACCAUCAAAAACAAUGGCUGGCUUAAAGUCUCCAGAUAAUGGUUGCAUUGGUUAUGUACUUAAAACAGGUUUCUCAACAUCACAAGGAAAGUUGUUGAAGACUAUAUUAUAUGGUGUUAAAAGAGUUACAGCAAAUAACCUAGAAACGCUCCUGUUUAUAGGCUUCCUCCUAAUAUUUGCAAUAGCUGCAGCUAGUUAUGUUUGGAUCAAAGGUACAGCAGAUCCUCGACGUAACCGCUACAAAUUAUUUCUUGAAUGCACUUUGAUUUUAACAUCUGUUGUACCACCAGAACUUCCCAUCGAAUUGUCGCUAGCUGUGAACUCAUCUUUAAUUGCUCUCACAAAACUAGGAGUUUUUUGUACAGAGCCUUUUCGUAUUCCAUUUGCCGGUAAAGUUGACGUUGUUUGUUUUGAUAAAACUGGAACGUUGACAAGUGAUGAUCUUGUUAUAGAAGGUGUUGCCGGUGUAAAUGAUGAUCAAAAAAUUCUGCCAGUCAGCGAUAUUCCAAUUAGUACAGUACAUGUUCUUGCAUGUUGUCAUUCACUUACAUAUGUUGAUGAAACAUUAGUUGGUGACCCGAUGGAAAAAGCUGCUCUUAAUGCAAUAAAUUGGACUCUCUCAAAAGGUGAUUUGUGCAUGUCUCGCAAAGGUCUUCGACAAUCUUUAAAAAUUGAUCAUCGGUUUCAUUUCACUAGUAACUUAAAACGCAUGUCUGUGAUUGCCUCUGUUCAUUCAGCAGAUUCAUCUGCAACAAACUAUAUUGUGGCAGUUAAAGGUGCACCAGAAACGUUGCAUGGAAUGUUCGUCAGUGUUCCAGAAUUUUAUGACAGUUUACACAAAAAACUAACUUGUAAUGGAGGACGCAUUAUGGCAUUAGGACAUAAAGAUUUGGGAUCAAUUUCACCAAAAGAAGUUCGUGAAAUGAAGCGAGAGGAUGUUGAAAGCAAUCUUAUUUUUGAUGGAUUCAUUGUUCUUUCAUGCCCAUUAAAGCUUGAUUCCAAAAGUACUAUUGCUGAAAUACAAAAUGCAUCUCAUUAUACCAUCAUGAUCACAGGGGAUAAUCCAUUGACAGCGUGCCAUGUAGCAAACUCACUAAAAAUGAAUAACAAAACUCUGCUAGUAUUGUUGAAGGAAACAACAUUUGUUGACAAACAUGCAAGUGAAGUUUGGUGCUGGAAAACAGUAGAUGAAAGUGAAAGGUUUUCACUUGAUGUACUGACAAAAAUUCUUAUUGAUAAAUACUCAUUUUGUUUGACUGGAGAGGCUAUUCAAUAUAUGCAGUUAUCUCCAUUUCUACGUCAAAAGUUUCGUGAGAUACUUAUUCAUUGCCGUGUGUUUGCUCGUGUUAGCCCAAAACAAAAGGAAUUUAUCAUUCAUGAGUUUAAAGACCUUGGCUUUGUAACAUUAAUGUGUGGAGAUGGAACCAAUGAUGUUGGAGCUCUAAGACAUGCACAUGUAGGUGUAGCAUUAUUGCCUGGCACAGCUGAAAGAAUGCCACAGGUUAAAAAAGCCAGUAAAAAGAAAAAAGAUGUAGCUGAAGAAAGUAAAGCAGUUCCUAGCAGUAAAGGAAUGAGCAAAGCUGCUAAGAUUCGUUCUGUUGCUCGUGGUGAUGUUUCAGUUCUUGCAAAAACACCUCUUGAAGAACAGCAGGCAAAACUUCGUGAAAUGUUACAAGAAAUUGACAAAGAAAGUUCGCAGGUUGUUAAACUUGGUGAUGCUUCUAUAGCUUCUCCUUUUACAUCACGAUACUGUACACCAUAUUCAAUAUGUCAUGUGAUAAAACAAGGACGCUGUACUUUAGUAACCACUCUACAAAUGUUUAAGAUUUUAGCAUUAAAUGCACUCAUACUUGCAUACAGUCAGAGCGCACUUUAUCUAGAAGGAAUAAAGUUCAGUGAUGGGCAAGCUACAUUGCAAGGGAUAUUACUAGCUGGAUGUUUUCUAUUUAUCUCUCGUUCUAAGCCUUUGGUUACUCUUUCAAAAGAACGGCCAUUACCAAAUAUUUUUAAUUUGUACACUGUUCUUACUGUGUUGUUGCAGUUUGGUGUUCACUUUUCAUCUCUUUACUUUGUUGUGAAUGAAGCAUAUGUUUUUUCUCCAAAAAAGGAGGAGUAUGUUGAUUUAGAAAAGAAAUUUGAACCUAACGUUAUCAACAGCGUUGUAUACAUUAUAUCUAUGUCUAUGCAGCUGUCUACGUUUGCUAUAAAUUAUAAGGGGCGUCCUUUUAUGGAAGACUUGGUUGAAAACAGACCGCUUUUUUAUAGCUUAUGCGUUUCGGCGGGUUCUCUUUUUAUUUUGCUUAUGGGUUGGAUACCUGAUAUUUCUAAUCAAUUCCAAAUAGUUGAUCUUCCAGAACAGUUCCGAAUGACGUUCUGUCGAGUGGUAAUAAUUGAUUUAGUUAGUGCUUGGUUGGUGGACCGUAUAUUAAGAUACUUAUUUGGGUCAUCGAAAUUAAAGACUUGUUAAUUAUAUUUUUUAAAGUUAAAAUUCAUUUGCUAGGCUAAAUAUAAUUUAGGAUGUAUGAAAUCAAA